GGGCCUUGACUUGUGGCGGCCUCUGCUAACCCAAAGGGCAAACUACUGGCACAUAUUUUCAUAACGGACCCAGCUGAUGAGAUCAUCGCCUCAUCUCGCCUGCUUUGUGCGACGCGACGGCCUUGGCUUAGCGUGGUGUCGGUGCGCCGUGUCGUUCUGUGCUUGUUGUGACCGCGACGACGCAACCAUGACAACGAUCGGCGAGUGCGGUUGCCGCGAGCGGCACUGACGACGCGAGGACUCGGCGGCGGCAGCCUCCGCGUCGACGGCGACGUCGGGAGCACAGACGCAGCCAAACGCAUCACGUCUUUGACAGCAGCUAGGCCUAGCAGCUGUAGCACUACGGCCAGUCCACGCUCCGUACCGUCGCGGACGACGGCUAGGACGACAACGGCACGUCUUCUAGCGAUGGCAUCGAGUUCGCUCAGCCAGGAGGACGUCGACCACGAGCUCGAGGUGCAGUGUUCGCGUCGUUCGCGCAUCCGAACGGCGCGUGCGGUGACGCGCACGGCUGCGCCGCUCGCGGUUCGGGACCUGUCGGCGCCCGACUGCGAGCUCGGGUCGCUGGCGCUCGAAUGCGGAGGCGGCGACCACGACGCGUCGCCCAAGCCUCGGGCCAAGGACAAGCGAUGCCCACGGCCCAACCACGCCAACAAAUGCAAGGCGCAGCGAGAGCGUCGAAAGCUUCGCGAGAAGCGACGGAGCACCGGAGUGGUCCACCUGCAGUCCACCGAGAGUACGGGUGGCAGCACAGGCGAAGAUGAAGAGCUGCUGAAUAUGUCAGCCGAGACGCGCCGCAACACCACCCUCAACGAGGCUCUGCACCAGCAGGACGGGGCGUCCCAUGCCAUCUCCUCUUCGGCAGUGCCGUCAGGUGGAGCCACCAUGACAGGGACAGCAGCCUUCCAAGAGUCGAGGCCAUUUGGCAGACCAUGCAAGUGCCGGAACACCAAGAGCCCCUCCGACCGGGAUGCCGACGACGAGGACAACCAGGAGUACGACAGUGCUGUGAACCAGUCGGACGGGGGAAACCUGAGCUCUCAGGGGACGGCGCUGGCCCCGCUGCCGUCUUCCUCCUUAGCUCGAGGGGUGGCCGACUGGGAGGAUUCCACGGGGGGGAACCAGGAGGCCCUGCAAAGGGCGCUCGGGGAGGCAGAGCGUGUUCAGGAGGAGGUCCGUCGGCUGGUGCAGCUGCUCAAGGAGAAGGAGCUGCGCAUCCACUCACUCGAGCGGAGGGUGCUCGCCAUGGCCAAGGAGUUGAGCGAGGUGACAGCCGAGAAUCGGGAACUGCGCGAGAUGAACAGCGCCCUCUUGGACGGAGUGCCGCUGGCCAUGCAGCCGCCCGCCAAGGAGUAAGGCCUGCACUCACAGACAAUGGCAGCUGCUCCCGGAAAGCUCUUCGUUCUGCAACAGAGCCCCGACAAGCAUCCACACGUGCGUGCGUGUGCCGGCCGCGCCUGUUCGUGCACUCUUGGCGGCGGUCGCUUUGAGGCAGCUUUUCUCGCGUUUCUGCGCUGUGGACAAUCCGGAGCCGGCGAUUGGCUGCCCAGGUGGGCCCUCUGCACAGACGGCAUCCGAAGACGGUUUACCGCAAGUGUAUGCAUUCGGUGAGACGGGCAGUCGCAGAUGCUGUCGCGAUGCCCGCCCGGCUCCGAUUGUACAUGCAUGACAUUCGCAUCUGGGGCUAGGGCUAUGCGACGAUUCUGUCCCAGUUUGCUUCGAAGCCGGUUGCUUUUGCUUGUUUGUCCGCAGUCUGAGCUGUGUUUCGUCUGCCUAGUGACAAUUUGUGGGGAGGACCAGAGAGUUUCCUACAAACAUUCUGGGGGCACUAGUGUCUACGUGGGCUGCAGUGGUGGCAAUUCAGCCAGCAUGCAAAUGAUGUGUUUGCCUAAAUGUCAUCGUUCUGGCUUCAAAAUGGCUUUGUAACCUUGCAACUUGGCCAUUUUCAAUAAAAUACUGUGCUGCAAUGCAGCAACUGUAAGUGCACAAGUGAAAAAAUUGCAAUUAUGCAUGUGCACAGAAACUUGUUGCAUUGGUGCAUCUAGAAAAUGUGAAUUUUUCGGAACUGUAGAAAAAUAAAAGUCUAAUGAAUAACACCACCAGGACAUCUGAAGCCAGAAGCAUGGUGAUUAGACGAAGCCGUGUACAGUAUGCAAAAUUUUCAUGACGGGUGAAUGAUGGAAGCACCAGAGUUCCCUCUUGUAACUUUUUUGCAGGAAACUUUAUACGGAUGCAGUGACACUUCUGGAACGUGCCUGUUUGGGCAUUCUGCCAUUCGUGACAGACUGCAUCAUGUCCUUUUGUCGGUCACUUUGAGGCAGCUUUCUUUGUGCACCCUAGACUUUUUGCUGGAGUAUCCAGAGCUAGCCAUCGUCAGCCGGUUAUGUAGGAAAGUCCGAAGCAGUGUUAGUUGGUUUUUGAUCGGCACGACAAACAAGCAUGGGCAGGGCAAGGGAGAAGUGCCGAGAGUGAGUGCACUUCUCUUGCUCUUGUCCAAUUGCCUUGCACCAUUCAUCCUGUUGCUUAUGUAUUGCCGCCACGCACAUGGCCAAAUCUUCGGGAUGACUCCCAGGUCUGAGUUUUGACCGGUCUAGUGGGCACAGGUGUUUGAGCCUUGCAUGACUAUAGACUUUGCUGGAACGUUUUGGUGGGCUAGUUGGGUGCCCAUCUGCUAGCAUAGUUGUAUGCGCAAAAAAGAAAUGCAUAGCUGGAUAAGGACACACUGAUAGAUCGAGUGCAAAGUCUUGCGCACAUCCUGGCAGUGUGUGAAAAAAAAAAAGACGCACAACCACACAAAAAACGGACAUUUAUGCUGGCGGACUUAUUGAACGCGUGGCCAUUUUCGACCAGUGCCGAUAGCAUCCAGGUUUAGGCCAGUGACCUUCUAUUUAAGCUUCAUUCCAAACUUAAUGUUUUCAACCUUCAUCAUAGGCAUCAGCUACAUGAUAGACGAUUAUACAUAGGCUUAACUGUAAGAAAAUAAUUGUGAUGCUCUAGAUUCAGUUUAGGAGGCUCCGAAAAAUCCCUGGAAGACAUUGGCUAUAUUUAAUAUGCCACAGCACCUGCGUAACAUGAUUGGAAGGCAAAGCUGCCAAUCUCUGCCAUGCUUCUUUGCAGUUUAAAGAUAAUGUUUCAUGCUCUUCAUCUUAUGCCCGAACCGAGCUCACAAAAGGUAAAGCACACACACAGGUAAACUUCAAUGUAACAAUGUCGUAAAGUAUGGCACUCCACUUUCUUAUACCAGAAUUAUUAUUUAUUUUUUUGCAUUGAAAUACUGUAUAUUCUUGUGUAUGUUCUGCAACCCUAAAUUUUGUUGAAUAUGCCGAACAUUUUCCGGAAGUUAUCCAUGCCAGGGCCGUAUCUUGCAUACUGUGGGGCAUUCAAAAACAACCACAAUCAGUUCAAUCGUUUGACCGCUGGCACCUCUGAUGCACUUUCCAUUCAAUGCCCCCAUUUUCCUUAGGAGCAGGUGUGAAAUUUUGUUACAUUGAAACCAAGGAUAAACGCACUUUGCUACAUCGAGGCUGAAAAUAUGUGUGUCUUGAAUCUUAUGAUGCAGGUGUCUGACUGUUCUGAGGUCAUGGCUGAGUAGGUUUAGUGUUGUCCGAUUGCACCUGAAUUUUCCCCUACAUGGUGGUGAGGGUAAAGCUUGGCUUGUGUUUUUGUGGAUGUUUCAGUUCCCGCCACGUCUUCAAAUAAUAUUGCCGAAACAAACACUGGAAUUUUUAUUUGGUAUGAACAUUUGUUCAAAUCCCCAACGAAAGUGAGCUGCUCUUAAAGGCCAAAUGCAGCGUAUGCUACCCCCGGAAUGGGCUUUUUCACGCAGUUUGAGGGGUGGUUUGGGACCUCUUUAUGGCUCUUAAUAACCCUGUAGCUUUCCUGAAGUUGUUUCAGUAGUAUCUACAAUUCAUUUAUAACCAGUUUAGCCAAAGGGAAAAAUUUUGCUGCAUUUGGCCUUUAAACAGUCGUUAGCUAAAGUUGGAACCGUAGGCCCAAAUGUUGACCAAGAAAUGUGCCGUCCCCUGUUUAUUUUUGUUAUUUUUUAUUUUUCUACAGUUUGGAGAAAGGCCUAUAUAUGCAGUAGAACUCUGUUGAUACAAUCGUGUUACGUAUGAUUUUCUGGCGGCAACGUUCGUUCACGGUGGAGAACACAAAAAAUGACCGAAGGGAAUUGUGCCGAUUUUUUUACCGGAUCAAACGUUCCCGGAAAACGCAAAUCUUACGGCACCAACAUUCAGUACGUCACCAGACUGCGAUCGUGCGAUAUGUUUUCCGGCCGCUAGAUCCCGUGUAAACAAAAAAAUGUGCAAGGUGCGUGCGGCUGAGUACGGUAGCCACCCACCGCGGGCGCUUCACCCAAGUACGUACUUGCCCGCCCGGGUUGCGUGAAAACAUUGGCGCGCACUCAGCUUCUCAUUCCGGUACCAGCAAAUCUCCUCCCAAGUCAUCGCAUGCCACAAUCGCAGCCAUCACAGCCAAUCCCGUUGCGAUAAGCAUCUAUCUGUUUUACAAUGCGUGGGGCAUAAUGCCAUUCGAAGCGUACUGCAUGCUUUUAGCAGGCGAUAACCCAAAUGCUCUGCCGUUGCCUACUGUGGGCGGCACAAUGUAAGAGUGCCACGUUUUGCUCCAGCGGCAUCCGGCAUUGCCCGCAAACUCGUUCUCGUUUUGGUUUCGCAUCGCCGGCUGAAAGCACCACACAAUAGGAAAACAAUAAAACACGUCUCAGGCUACCGGAGCCCCACCAGCUCCACGUGCGUCGGUAGCUUGUGCUUUGUGCUACAACGAUUCCCGCAGCACUUCGCAUUACGUAGAUGUCAACUGCUGUCAAAUUUUUUUAGUUGCUUCAGAUCAUAUGUUUUUCGAGAUGGUACGUUUUCCUUGCCUUUUUUUCCAGAACGUACGAACGAGGGUCUACUGUACAUGACUGUACAACAAAUAAACAAGAAAUACAUUCAAAAGAAAUCUAAAUACAGAGAAAUGUAUGUAGUAUUUCAUGUAUAGGCAUCUCCACUUUUUCACUUUUUGUCUAUGUUAUUGUAAUUUUCCUCUCCACUACCUUUUUUGUUCACCUUCAUCUUUCUCACCGCCACGGGACAGUUCAGGUGUCCACUCAGAAUUGAGACAGUUACGAUGCCCUUAAUUUACUACCUCCUUUUAUCCUUUUUAUAACGAACUACUACUACUGCUACUACUUCUACAACAUAGGUUGGCACUGGUCACAGCUCUGUUGCUAUGAAUGUGCAAAUCUUGCAUGGACUGAUUAAGCUCUGGAAAUUGUAGGCUCCUGUUAGAGAAAUCUUCAUGCACUCUGCUCAACUUCAAGCUCGGGGAUCAGCUUAGUGCCCUUCUUGUACAUACAAUUCUCACUCGAGCCACUUGAAAGUGCUUUGUGCACGAGGAAUAGAUGGCAGUAGAAGACAAAGCAUUGUAGGCUGAUAUAGUAAGCUCGUACAGGGUUUGUAGUGUUCCUUGAAACCCUUGAAUGGUGAAAAUACCGUUUCCGAGGUUAUUGGAGCCUUUAAAGUUUUGUGGACUGCAGCUUAAAACGUCCCUCACUGGGUUUGGCCAUUUUUGACAAACAAGCGUAGCAUAUACAUGACACGCUGGCAAAUUUUGCCUGAGAGUAUUGCGGCACUGUGAAAACAUGAGAUUUGAGAGCAAGUUCCGCACUCCGCCAAGACUAAUAAUCCAAUGCGGAAGAAACAACGGUACAAGAAAGGAGGCAGAGCUUAUGUCGCAGUAAGUCUCUCGGCUAAGACGGGGAGGGAACACUACUAGAGGUAGAGGGAGAGAGCGUCUCCAUCGACAGUGUGGCUCUGCUCUGGGUAGAAUGGUAACAGGACAGCUAAUUUCUUCUAUCUGCUUUCUAUCUCAUUUGAAAAAUUCUUGUGAUAAAACGCUUGUUAAACGGCGCUUUACAGCUUCGAAUCUAUAGCCAAAAUUUGCAAUAGGGCCUGGUGAGGGGCACUUUCGUAAUCCUUGAAUUUUGUUUUCAGCUUAGCUUCGUAGAUUUUAUAAGCAUAACUGACCACAAGGUUUGUGCAAGCGAACAGUCAAGGCAAUCCAGUUUGAUAAGCACGUUCGUGGUAAGGAGCUAACAUUGUACUGACUGGUGAUGCAGAAAAGGCUUAGCAAGUGUUUUUUAUUAUUAUUAUUAUUAUUAUUAUUGUUUGCUCAUUAAGGCAAGUGUUUUCAUUUCACGCUAUCAGUUGUCAUGGUGCUCCAAUCCUUGAAAAUGCUUUUUCAAGGCCUUCAUAGCCUGAAAACCUUGGAACUUUUUCUGCAAUAGCUACUAUAAGCCUUGUUCACAGCUUGCUUCUAGGUUGUCUAACCUUGCAGUCUUUUCAAUAUGCAAGGCAUUGUCUUGCCUCUCUGGUGCAGCAGCUUCAAAGCAGCAAGUAUUUGUGCGCUGUGUUGUGUAUAAUUUCCAGGGCAACAUCUAGUGUCGGCCCACAUUUGCUAAGCAUGGCUAGUGGCAUCACUAGUAGCACGUUCAUGCUUUGAUGUCGCCUAAUGUUACACUGACAAGAAAAAUUACUUGAGCUAUGUUAGCAAAUUAUGCUUCUACGAGACCAAGACAGUGACUGUUAUUAUAAAGAGGGUCUUGGCCAACGAGAAAAAGGUGCAAGUACAAAAGGUGGGUGGUGAUGGCACCCAGGCGUUUAUGCACCAGCUUGUCAUGAUGUGAUGGAUAUUGGUCGCAUUUGCUCGGACCUAGGCAAUUUUUUUAUUGGUAAAGGUGGAAUGUAUUCUGCCCUAAAAUACCAGAGGGCAAAUGAAGCAAGCUUUACUAUGCUACAGCAGCCCAAAUACAUUAUGCAUCUAUAUCAGUACAAAAUUUUAAAAAAUGGAACUCUAACCUUUAUUUUACCUUCCAAUCUGUAUCAGCACAAAAUGAAUGAAAGUGGAGUUCUCAGAAAAAAAUUAUCAGCAUAAACUGAUUGGGUGUUUCUCUCGAUAGUGUCGCUUUAAGACUGGAGUGUUAAGGAAUGUCUUCAAGUAGCCUGAUGCUUUUUAGCAGUUGAGUGACAGCAGAGUAACACAGUAAUACCUCAAGGGAGUACCCACACUGUCAACACGGGUGCAUGAGAGAGUGUCUAGAGUGAAGAAAUGUAGCACUUGUGCUAAUGGCCAAGAGAGCAGUUUUGAAAUAACAUCCUCUCAACAUGAUGAGAUAUUGAUAGCAGAUUCGUUUCAAGGAAUUACACAGGUAGUUCCAAAGCAAACAUCAAACAGCAUUUCAUGAGCAGCUAGAUACAGCCAACAUGGGCAAGCAUAGUUUAAAUGUUCCCGGGAACGUGCUAUGCGUAGUACCACAACACCUUUGCUGCCCGAAACAAUGAGACUUGUGUGCACGAGAGGCUAGUUGGUGUUCAUUAAAGCUCGUUCCUGCAAGCAUGGGCGUGCCGAGAAUAAGCGCAUCGGGCUAAGGAAGAGAAAGCUGGGCUCCUUGGUGUGCCUUCGUAUAAUCGCUUUACAGAAUAGGCAAACCGCAUCUGAAGAAAUGCGAGAACGUAAAAGCACAGGCGUCUUAUUUUUGCUGCCAGCGAAGGCAAAAGUCUCCCACUUUUUCUCAAGCACAUCACAAAUCAGAACCAGCUGUUCAGCCUGAACAGUGCUCCAACCUCGGCUCCAUUGUUGCAACUCGCACUGAAUGUGAUAUGGCACAUUGGUGCAGCCUGAUAUACAAAAAGCCGUCACUUUUAAGGAGGUUUUUGGCCAUAGUGUGGCGCAAGUGAAAUUCACAGUCGCUUGCAGAUUUAAGCGCUACAGCCGGGAAGGAAGCCUGGCAUAUGCCAACCCAAAGAAUGGUGUGCCAGUUUUACGGAUUGGGGUAAUUGACCAUUCGUAAGAUGGCAGCACUGUCCUCCAGACUCCAGGGCACAGAGGGUGCCACACUAUUGCAAACAGUGUGGAUAGAGUGAAGAGGUUUUAUCAGGCAUGAACCUUCAGAAAGCUGUGAAAGUGAACUGGUUCACUACAAAAUCAGUUUGUUAAAUUACAAUAUGUUAAUUAUUCUCAGUUAUCUGGUACCAUAUUUUCACAGUGGCUGUGCCAGUCCUAUCUUACAUUUGUCAUUUUCUCGCUUACAAAUUCUCCUUCCUCGGUAAAGGUGACACUAUGGCCAGCUUGGAGCACUAUCAGUACUUUAGCUUAAGGUGAUAUUUGCCUCUAGUAUUCCUUGCUUAGUCUGUACUUAGUGGUUGAACCUCAUGAUUUGGUUUGUCGUAGUCAGGUCUGGAAAUAAUAUUUCAGACAAUGUUUUGAGAGCAGAGAGUUGAACACCUGUGGGGUUAGAUAACCGGCGGACCAUUAGGGUUACAGAACGGGUGCCAAGGGAAGGGAAGCGCAGUCGAGGACGGCUGAAGGCGCUAGUUGGAAUCGGUUGGCGCAGGACAGGGGUAAUAGGAGAUCACGGGGAGAAGCCUUCGUGUUACAGUGGACAUAAAAUUGAUGAUGAUGAUGAUGAUGAGAACCUUGCUUCCUUGCUUCGACUUUGCCAGUGCUGCUGCCGUCACUAACUUGCAUACCACUUUAGGAGAUGGUUCAGAGAAGCGUGGCAGAGAGGAAAGAUGAUGUGAGAAACUCGUUUGGAUCUUUGCUCCGCGUUGCGUGUGUACAAUGCCCUCCUGACUGCUCUAAUUAUCCAUGACCCCGCGCAAUAGCAUUGCAGAAACUGCAGCGCUUGCCGUUCUACUAAUGUGCCAAGUCCAGAGGGGUAGAACCGAUGCAGUCACGAAACAAGUGAAUAGCUGCGCUUACAUUCUGUUUUACAGUCUGUCAGUACGAAUCCACUGCUAUGUUCAGUUUUGAAGACUGAAACCUGUUUUGGCUGUUUUAAUUGGUCAAGCAACUUCACUGCCUAUUUAGAAGCAGUGGCUGUUUGGGCAUCCAGGUGCUACUCUAAAUGCCCGUUAUUUUCGCGCAAUCUCGCCGGCUUUCCAGCGUGUUUAUCUACUAUGCCCCUCAAAGAUUUGACAAGUCUUAUCCCAUAGCAGUGGUUUGAUUUCAAGGCAUAUGACUGCCUUGUAGCAUUGCUGUUCUUGCUUCUAUUGAAUUGUCUGGAUUGCUUGUUCCAAUGGUGUUACGGUGAAGUUAUCUCAGACACAUUGGCCAUGGCCCCGGACUGAGUUUCUUUACUGGGAGUGAACCCAUACUUGUGUUAAUUAUUUUUUAUGUGUAGAAACACAGUGUGCAAGGAACAAAGAUGCACUCUUAGCAGCACUUGCACAAGUAGUUCCUUCAUUCUUUCUGAGUGAAGUUACUGGAAGGCAGAUGUGCAAACACAAACACGCAGGAAGGAAUGAACACGCGAAACAAGUAGCGUCAAUUAGAAACUAACUCAGCCUAACUGUUUGUUGACCUGUUUAGUGGCUAACACUUCAUUACAUUGUUGUAAUCGCAAGCGUGCUCCGAAGUUUGAACACAGUAUAGUUUCGUUUAGGCACGAGGACAAAGUUAUGAUCGUGGCUUCGCAUAUCAUUAAUAGCGGUAGUUUGUGCAUAAGUCAGCCCUCAGCUAUCUUGCUCGAACAAGAAAUGUCAUGCGUAAAUAGUUAGUCUUAGCAACUGCCCGCACGUGUCCAUGGUUGACAGGUUGACACUGCUUCAACUUGAGUACAUGCAGAUACCGUGUUUAUGUGAUUAUAAGGCCAGGGCACAUUUGGGGUACCUAAGAAAAAGAACCUAGGCAUGCACACUGAUAUAAGGCGAUAUAGAGUAGCUGACAGAUUAUUGAGGCAAAAGCCUUAAGUGGCUCGUUAUGGCAGAAAUAUGGGGGUCGAACCCUCGACCUUUGGUGGGAAAAAGCAAUAGGAAGUAACAACACAUUAGAAUGAAAAUGUCGAGUAAUGUAAUGAAUGUCUCGUGCGCGGGCGGGCUUUCACCUUCAUCCUCUUUAGGGUAUGCUAAAGUGACUGUCACCUUUUCAGGCUUGAUAGAGAUCACCUGAAAUAGCAAAUAAUUGUUAGCCCCUGGAAUAAUUCUUGCGAAUUAUUUACAAAUUUUGCCUUGAGACACAACUUCAUGGUAACGCCAUUUUUGCCUUAUGGUGUGGCUUUACGGCAGUGCACGACGUGCUUCCAUGAAGGCACCAUCAGGCAAAAUUCAUGUUGUGAUGUUACACCUCGAGGCAGAAUUUACAUAUAACGCACACCCAUGCUUUACUGCUAAAUUUUUCUAAUUGGUGCAGGCUACAUGUACAAAAAGUAUGGCGCUACCUCACCUGGCAAGGCUUAUUGCUAAAAUUUUAGCUACUGGCACCAUACUGAAAUAGUAACUGAACCUAUCAACCUUGCACAUGAGGUGGGGGAUGACUUUAAGGCUAAAGACUCUGGAGGAAAAGAAGACCUCACCUUAUAUUUGAGUAAAUGUGCUAACUUUUGUGUCUUCCUUCCUUUUCCUCCACUGUGCGACUCUACAGUUGAUAGUCUGUGGUCGUGUUGUCUGCGUCGUUCCUUCUUCUGUGCGUGUUUGCACACAUGAAUUUUCAGUACGAUGAAAGAUGUAAAUAAAUAUUAUUUAUUUUUUGCUUAUGGAUUGUUGGAAGGCUGAUACACGUAACUUGGUUUAUGCAAAAACGGCAUACUUUGAUGAUGAGUUGAGUUGUUUAUUCAUCUUGUGUCUAGUUGGACUGUUUCCGCAAAUAAUGCAUCUCCACCAACUAACAGAAAUGUCAGCUGUCAUUAAAGACAUGUGCUUUCACAAAGGUGAGGUUGGCACGCUUAAAAGAACAUGGAAAAAUUGUGAGAUGCAAUGUUUCCUCCUGUAACAUGCUGGCUUGCAAUGCUUUUCAUGACUGUCUUUAACAUGCCAAGAUAGGAGAAAAAAGCCAUGUGCUACAUCAUGUGUACUCAUCUUCCAUCAGCUGUGUUUGACAUUGCAUGAUCGUGACUCGUUGGGCAGCACCACCAAGCAGUGGCAGCAUUACUUGUGAUGUUUUUUUUUUUUUAAUGUCAGCAUUUAUUCAUGUGGCUGCUAUUGUCAAGUUUUCCUGGUCAAUUCGGAACAACUUCCUGUUUUAUGGAUUGAAACACAUGCUUCUUUUGUUGAUUUAGGAUGUGCAUGCAGGCUAUAGUGGCAUAUGACAAUUGGUCUGUGUGGGAUUGAGGAGACCAUUACAUUAUGUAUAGGACCAGCCGUUUGAUCAGGCCUCCUGAGCAGUGGAGCAAAGAAAAGCCGUACGAAUUGACCAGUGGAAUUCACCUUUGGUCAUUGGGCUCACUUGAAAAUUUGCGUUGGUACUUUUUUGAAGUAUGUUGCUCUAUCUCAGCACAGCAAAUUAUCGAAUCGAAACUGGCCUGUAAAAGGUGGCUGAGGUAGCAUGACCUGACUGUGCAUGUUUAUGAAGCUUAAAACUAGGUAGGUACAAGGUUAAGGUUGUGGUCACCUUUUAUUUCUAUUUUUGUUCUUGCAUUUUAGUUUUGAAGACCCUUCUAUAGCACUCGCAGUGGUCUUUUGUUUUGUGUGUGUGUGUGUGUGUGCGUCGUUUGCCUGUAUGACAUUGAUUUGCCAAUUUCUCAGACUACACUGAGUAUGCACUGUUCCUGGUGCAUCACUGCUGUUUUUUUUUUUUCACCUUUAAACUUGAUAAGAUGGAACCUUCAUUCAUAACAUGUGAUUCUGUGAGAGGCUAGUUCCUUCUAUUUUGCAACAGUCUGAACGUGUUUCCAUCAGCUGGAAUACUGAUGCUAAGUACCUCGCUCUUGUAAGUGUUGCCUACUAGAAGUGCUAUAUCAAAGUACGCAGUCCACUUUUUCUCUGCUGUGCCUCAUAUAUCGAGGUGCGUGCACAUUUCGGUUGUGCUGAAGAACUCUGUACAGUGACUGCUUGCAAAUCACUGGGAGUGCAAAUGUGACGAGUCAUUAUUUUUUGGCAGCUUAAUUAUGAAAGUCAUUGCUGCCAAAGUGCGCACAUGUGUCUGUGUGCUGUGCUCUGCUUGGAUUUUUGAGGAAUAAAGCCAUAGCAUGCCAA
Messenger RNA from Dermacentor andersoni, 11972 nucleotides. RefSeq lists its product as uncharacterized. Gene Ontology annotation, cellular component: cytoplasm. The record is from RefSeq and is a predicted model, not a curated record. Gene Ontology annotation, biological process: positive regulation of apoptotic process; apoptotic process. Lineage: Eukaryota; Metazoa; Arthropoda; Arachnida; Ixodida; Ixodidae.